AUGUCGAGUGAUCGUGCGCUGCGGGGAGUUGCGCGGGCAACCAGCGGUUCUGCUACAGUGCUUCCUAGCGGGGGUGAUAGUUCCGAUGAUCUGCGACCUGUGUCCAAGCGUUCGAGACGAGCUUUGAGUCUGUCUCCGCCUCGUAAUGCGGCCUGGGCCGACGUCGGGGAAUUUGAGGACUCCGGGAGUUCGUCUUCUGGGGAUGGUGAUGUGUGCGACGCUGUUGGAGUGCCUGCGGCUCCUGUGGGUCGUGUUGCAGCAGUGAAGGGUCCUGUGGUGGGAUUGUCGCCUGGCCCUGGUCCGGUGUCUUCUCCGGCUGCCUCCGCGUCACCGGAUGCUGGUUCCCCGGGUUGGGAGGUUGUGGCACCGGCCGAGAUUGCGAGAGAGGGUAGGGGCUUGGUGCCGGUUCUUACAAAUGCUUCUGUUCCGGCGGCCUCCGUGCCUCUGGUGUCCAUGUCUGUGCCUUCCACGCCUUUGCCCUCUGCUCAGUCAUCCAUUGUUACUCCGUCCCCUGUGGUGUCGGCCCCUGCACCAUCGCCCUCUGUGCUUGCGUCCCCUGUGACUCCGCCCGCUCAGUUGCCGGCCUGUGUCCAGCCGACUCCUGUGCUUCAGUCCCGUGUGGUUCCACCGUCUGUAUCAAAGCCCUCUGUGCGGCCUCUUCCCGUGCCUACCGCCCCCGAGGUGGAGGGAGCCGAGCUGGAGGUUCCUGACUUCAUGCGUCGCCCACGAGGGUCACGUAGUCACGUUAACGCGCCUAUGGAAAUGUGGGCACAGUGA
Procambarus clarkii (red swamp crayfish) is the source of this 777-nucleotide messenger RNA. The record is from RefSeq and is a predicted model, not a curated record. NCBI's taxonomy places the organism in Eukaryota, Metazoa, Arthropoda, Malacostraca, Decapoda, Cambaridae.